Messenger RNA from Branchiostoma belcheri (Belcher's lancelet), 4175 nucleotides. RefSeq lists its product as uncharacterized. Bases 406 to 2883 code for a protein of 825 amino acids. The record is from RefSeq and is a predicted model, not a curated record. NCBI's taxonomy places the organism in Eukaryota, Metazoa, Chordata, Leptocardii, Amphioxiformes, Branchiostomatidae. Gene Ontology annotation, molecular function: nucleic acid binding. Gene Ontology annotation, biological process: DNA integration. The transcript has 2 exons.
GGUCAGGAACGAGUCAUCCUGUACUAUAGUAGAACUUUGACUAAAGAGAGCAGAAUUACUGCACUCACCGCAAGGAGAUGUUAGCAGCAGUCGAGAUGAUUACUCGCCAUGAGUGUUACCUGCUGGGCCCUAGAUUCAAACUAGGACCGAUCACUCCGCCCUGCAAUUCCUCCACAAAAUGAAGCAACCCACGGGGCAAUAUGCGCGGUGGUUAGCUAGACUAGCUUCGUUCGACUUCGAAAUAGUCCAUCGGGCGGGGUUAAGCAUAGCAAUGCAGAUGGCCUGAGUCGGCGUCCCUGUGGCCUAUGUCUGGACGAACAAGACAGUCGCGGGUUUGAAUGGGGAACCUUGGGCUACACCCUUCGUCACAACCCCCCGGCUGAUGGUAAUUGUCAGUUUGGCGCCAUGGCUGAUCAGCUACGUAGGCUAGAGGUCGUGCCGGAUGCCUCGGCACAGUCUAUGCGUGCCUUAGCCGUGUCAUACUUGACCCAGCACCCAUGCUGGCCAGAAGCCCCUGGAGAACCCUUGGUGAGUUAUCUGGUAGACAGUGAGUUCCACACCUGGGAAGAAUAUUUGUUUAGAUUAGCCCUCAACGGCGAGGUGUGGGGAGACCACAUGACGCUGGAGGCUCUGGCACGUGCGUUGGGGAUAGGCGUCAGAGUUGUCAAGGUAACCGAUGGGGUGGCGGGUAAGCCCGUAGAGAUUUGGCCAGGGCAUGAAUCGCCCCGUGUGUGGGUACUUCUCGGUCUCGUAGACGAUAACCAUUACGUAUCUCUGGGCGGUACGACUAUAAAUUCCUUACGGACUUCGUCAGCUCAGGAGCCCUGGUUGACUGAAUUAGGGCAACGUGAUAUGAGUUCCGCACAGUUGAAUGACCCUACAAUAGGCCCAGUCCUUAAGGACAAGCUGGCUCAGAAAGACAAGCCGGACAAGACCGCUUUGGCCGAUGCCAGUCGGCAUACCCUCGAACUAUAUAAGGACUGGGACCUGUUAGAGGUACACAAUGGUAUCCUGUAUAGAGUUGGGCCCCAAGAAGACAACCCCACUCAGAAGCAGUUACUUGUCCCCAGAGUAUUGGUGUCCAAAGUCUUAAGUUGUGUCCAUGACAGUCCCGCGGGUGGACAUCUCGGAGUGGAUAAGACUAAAGAAAAGUUACUGAGGGGGUUCUAUUGGCCUGGGCUCACCAAGGAUGUGAUUGUGCAUGUUACCUGUUGUGACAUUUGUGCCAAGACUAAGGGCGGGAGGCGACGUCCUCGGGCCCCUCUACAACCCAGUGCAGUGGGCUACCCGAACAAAAGGAUAGCAAUUGACGUAGUAGGCCCCCUCCCAAAAACUUCAUCAGGUAAUAAGUAUGUUUUGGUGCUCUCCGACUAUUUUACUAAAUGGGUAGAAAUAUUCGCCAUACCUGAUGAAACAGCGUCUACGGUUGCUAGGGUCAUAUUCGAAGGCUGGGUGUGCGUCCAUGGGCCCCCAGAACGGAUCCAUACGGAUCAGGGCCGUAAUUUCGAGUCCACCCUGAUCGCAGAGCUAUGCAAGUACAUGAGGAUUGGGAAGACACGCACUACUCCGUAUCACCCUCAGUCCGAUGGCAUGGUCGAGCGUUUCAAUCGAACGUUAGGAAACAUCCUAAGGGCGUAUGUCAGUGCAAAUCAGAGGGAUUGGGAUGUUCAUCUCCCCAUGGUGAAGUUCGCUUUUAAUACAAGUGAACACUCUACCACCAAAUUCACACCCUACUUUAUUAUGCAUGGGCGUGAGGCUCGGUUGCCGGUAGAACUCAUGUUUGGCAUCCCCUCUGCAGUAUCUGCUCCAGUGCAGGAGUACGUCAGAGAUAUGGUGGACAAAUUUCCCCAAAUUUUCAAAUUUGUGUCCGACAACACUAAACAGGCAAACAAACGCCAAAAAGAAUUGUUUGACAAAAAGGUCUAUGGCGCCCCCUUCCAAGAAGGGGACAAGGUCCUGGUAGCCAGAAAAGCGGUAGGUAAGGGCCUCGCCAGAAAGUUGGCUCACAGGUACGAGGGGCCAUUUAUUGUUGUUGAACGGGUUGGCGAAAAUGCCUACCGCAUCCGCAAGCCCAGGUCGAAUGAUGGCAAAGUUGUUCAUUUUGAAAAUAUUGUGCCCUACAGAGAAAGGGAGGAAGAUCCUGAUUAUCUUCCUCCUCUCCCACGAAGGGCUAGACAUCAUGCAAUAACCCCUGGGGGUUUCGUACCCCCGCCUGUCAUUUCAGAUGAUAGCAGCCUGUCAGACAGUGAUGACGACACCCUCGCUACAGAGGCCACGAUCCAGCAAGCCGGUGCCCCGACCGCGGGCAGUGACGAUGACCCCUCCAACUCCGAGGACGUCGGAGAUGCUGGCCAGUCUGACAUCGCAGACGUGGGUGACGUCUCUCAGCAGGCUGUUGGCAACUUGAGCGACGGCGUCCAGCAGGUGGUUCCAGCCCUGGCGGCGGACGACGCGACAGGUGUCCUGAUGGAAAGUGACGCGUCUGAUGGGGAGACAGCGCAGCCUCCAGGAAGGGAGCAAACUGGUCCUAUGGAGGCAUCGGGCAGUGAGGACGAACAAGACGACGCUCCUGCACCACGGCGGUCAACACGCUCCUGUCAACCCCCGGUCCGAUAUGGGUUCCAUGUGAACAGUAUAGACACUGAUAAGAAACCCAAGACUCUGUCUGAUAUGCAUCCAUUGAAAAGAACAUGCAACAACGCCAAGUCGUGCAUUCAGAGGUCCACACGUGGCUCAGGUAUCGAAGGGAGGUGUCCUGAAGUGGUACGACAGGUGCCUCGACCAUCUACUCCGGGUCAGCGGGAGAUAGGUAAGGGGACUUGGGCGUCAGACAUGUUCGUGGGGUCAGUACUGGGCAGCACACUUCAGUUCUUGUUAGCCUAACAGGCAGAGGACAGAACAAGAACUUAUUUCCAUACAUAAAUGGCACUACUGGACACAGAAGCUGUUUGUCAUGUGUCCUUGGUCCGUAGUGGCCAACUACAGCCACCUGUUUGCAAUGGAAAUACAUUGGCAGUGAGCGUUCGAGUAUCUGUAAGCCUUUCCGGUAGAAAGCGAUGAGAUGUUUCAUCGUGCCGGCACAGCUGAUCGGUUGUGUUGGGGCGGAGAAAGGCCGUGCCUAGUAGCUUCAUAGAAGCUAGCUAGGGAGAGGUACGAGGGUAGCUUCGGCGUGAGCCCGUUGGACCCCCUCUCCAGGAGGUCUCCGCUCUUAAUGGUUGGGCUGAGGUUGCGAAAUGCAAUACUCUACAGGCUGUCGCCACUGUAGGCUGCUUAGCUGGUGUAAGUCUAAGGGACAAGAUUCCCCUGGUUCGUUUUAUGCUGUUCCACACCCCACAACGUGCUCUGCGUCUAACCCCGAAGCCUGUGCUAGGUUGCCCUCAGUAGUCCGUCGAGUCGCAAACCUGAACUCCAGGGCUGUCCAACAAAAUGUUUGUUACCAUGGUGACAUCUCACUCGAUGCCUGACCUAGUUGUGUAUUCUGUACAAUGCAUUAUCAUUCAAUUAUCUUGGCUUCAGUUGAUUAGUGGAUUUCAGUUGUGUAGUGGUUCUAUUGUUGUUUUGAUGGAUUUGUUGUGUUUGCAUCUGUAUUAGGUGUACGAAUCAUUGAGUAUGUUAUUUAGAGUAUAUGUAGUAAAGGUGCAGGAGCACCUUUUUUUUUCAAAGGAGGGGGUAGAUGUAACGCUUGGUGGCCAGCCUAAUAAUGUGUCAAAAUAUAUUAUGUCAAAAUACAUUAUGUAUAUCAACAGCAUUGUACUUCUGUUAACAUCUUGCCCGUCUGCCAGUAUUGAUAUGCACCACAAAGAAGUGGCUAGACAAGCUCAGUUAACACCUAUAUGUGGGCUGCCGUAUUGUCUACCAAUCAAGGUCAGAGUCGGUUAUGCGCAUAAUUAGGAUAGCUUUAAAGGCAGGACACAGUCGUGUGUCGGGAGUGAUUACGAGAGAGUCUAGGCGGAGUGACUUCUGAGUGUCCUGUGUCCGUUCCAACUGAACAAGUAAGUCCUUAGUCACUUGUCUAUAAAAAAGUACACAACGCAAUGUCCGAUUGUUAAUGUAACUGAGGCUCUUGUUAGUUGUCAGGAACUGUAGAAGAAAGCUUGGAUAUCUUGUCGUUACAAGGCUGUGGUUGUUUAUUAUUGUGUUACACUGUGAAUAAAUACACUCCUCCGAGAGCAGAA